GUAUUUUCGAAAAUAGGAAAAAUUCAAAAAUUUUUAAUCAAUCAAAUAUAAAAAUAACAUUUUCUUCUACACCAAAACCCACUAUUAGUUUGGUGAUUAGUCUAUUAAAUCUUUGAAUCACCACUGUAACAAAAAACCCUCCACCCUUGUUCUCUAGCUCUGACAUUUUCAAUGGCUAUUACCUAUCAAUCUCCCAUCAAAUUCAACAAUUUCAGCCCCAUUUCUCCUUCUUACCCCAUUUCCAACAACUUCAUAAAUCUCAAAUUCCGAUUUUGCCCUUCCCCCGUCUCUUCAAAAACCCAUACCCAUAUCACCAUUCCCGAACCCGAGCCCGUUUUCACUUCCGUCAAAUCCUUCGCCCCCGCCACGAUCGCCAAUCUCGGUCCUGGCUUCGACUUCCUCGGUUGUGCAGUCGAUGGUAUAGGAGACUUUAUCACGCUUAAAAUUGACCCGAAUGUUAGACCUGGACAACUGUUGAUUUCUAAUAUUAAUGGAGACAAUGGAAGGUUGACUAAAGAUCCGUUGCAUAACUGUGCUGGAAUUGCUGCUUUUUGUGUUAUGAAGAUGUUGAAUGUGCAGUCUGUUGGUCUUUCGAUUUCCCUUGAGAAAGGGUUGCCGUUGGGUAGUGGACUUGGGUCUAGUGCUGCUAGUGCUGCUGCGGCUGCCGUGGCGGUGAAUGAGAUUUUUGGUAGGAAAUUGAGUGUUGAUCAGCUUGUUCUUGCUGGGUUGGAGUCGGAAACGAAGGUUUCGGGUUAUCAUGCUGAUAAUAUAGCGCCUUCGAUAAUGGGGGGAUUUGUUUUGGUGAGGAGUUAUGAUCCGUUGGAGUUGAUUCCGUUGAAGUUUCCGUAUGAUAAGGAUUUGUUCUUCGUGCUUGUGAAUCCUGAGUUUGAGGCUCCAACGAAGAAGAUGAGGGCCGCAUUGCCACCUGAGGUGACAAUGUCGCAUCAUAUAUGGAAUUGUAGUCAGGCGGGGGCGUUGGUGGCAGCUAUACUGCAAGGGGAUUCGAGGGGGUUAGGGAAGGCGUUGUCGUCUGAUAAGAUUGUGGAGCCGAGGAGGGGGCCAUUGAUACCGGGGAUGGAGGGAGUGAAGAAGGCGGCAUUGGAGGCUGGGGCGUUUGGUUGUACGAUAAGUGGAGCGGGACCUACUUUGGUGGCGGUGACGGAUGAGGAGGAGAAAGGGAGAGAGAUUGGUGAGAGAAUGGUGGAGGCGUUUAUGAAGGAAGGGAAUUUGAAAGCUUUGGCUAUGGUGAAGAAGCUUGAUCCGGUUGGUGCUCGGCUUGUUAGUAGCAAUCUAAGAUGAUCGACGGAUCCAUCAAUCAAUCAAUCAACUACGCCUCAAUUCCAAACGAGUUUGGUAUUAGUUGUAUGAAUCCUAUAUAUCUUUUUGCUAUGUGAAUUCAUCAUGCUAUGUGAGAUGAUAUGUAGGAAUUUGUAUGCAUUUAGUUGUCCAAGCUUCUUUCACGUAGUUUUUUCAAAUAGGUUUUGAAAUGGUUUUCUUGAACCUCUUUGCCUCAGCUCCCCAGACCCCACUUGUGAGAUGACACUUAGCAUGUUGUAGUUGUUUCAGAAUUUACCUAAUUACUCAUCAAAUAAAACAGUUUGAAGUUGCCAUUUUGACAUGGCUUACUUGUCAA
Molecule: messenger RNA, 1633 nt
Organism: Capsicum annuum
Lineage: Eukaryota; Viridiplantae; Streptophyta; Magnoliopsida; Solanales; Solanaceae
Product: homoserine kinase
Exons: 1
Coding region: 172-1299 (375 amino acids)
Biological process (GO): L-threonine metabolic process
Molecular function (GO): homoserine kinase activity; ATP binding
Source: RefSeq, a predicted model, not a curated record